AUGGAAUCUCAAUCUAAAGGCACAGAGUCAGCUGAUGACGCCUCUCAACACUCUCCUACAGAAGAUUUAGAGUUUCAUAAUGAUGCCUCUCAAUACUUACAAUACUCUCAAGCUGAAGACACAGAGUCUGAGUCUGAAAAUGACACCUCUCAACACUCUCAAAUGGAAGACGAUCAAGACACAGCAUCUGAAAACGAAGUCUCAAAAUAUUUUGCCUCUGCUGCAAUCGCUGAAGACACCUCACACACAGAACCUCUGUUAGAACGGAAAAACGAGACAACUGAUGAGGACCCAUCUCUUCUCCCAAAAUCCAAAUGGUGA
Pseudogymnoascus destructans is the source of this 321-nucleotide messenger RNA. RefSeq lists its product as uncharacterized. The record is from RefSeq and is a predicted model, not a curated record. Lineage: Eukaryota; Fungi; Ascomycota; Leotiomycetes; Thelebolales; Thelebolaceae. The transcript has a single exon. Bases 1 to 321 code for a protein of 106 amino acids.